AUGGUCGAGCCCAGCCUGAUGCCCAACCACAGCAAGGACAAGGAACUCAGCGUCAAGGAAGAUGACGUAGCUAGCAGCGAUUCGGGAUCACUCACGCAGCGAGCAGCUCUGAUCCGCGAUGAGUUGCUUGGCAACGACUCCCUCGAACAAGAAUCUGUGCAUGGCUCUGCUCCCUCCUCCGGCACAAGCGACCAAGGCACGACUCACUCGAGCUUGCAAGACGAUUCUUGCGAAGACAAGGACGACCUUGAAGAGAGGCUGCGCAAUUCCAGCAUCUCCCAAUCACUCCGACACAUUGCCUUGGCUUACGACGAAAAGAGUCGUGAGCUUGAGAGCCUCCGAACCAUUCAUCAGGCCAGCGACGAAGAAAUCGCUCUGCUUCGAGGAGAGAUUCAAGACAAGAGAAGCGAAAUCGAGACAUUGAGAGCCGAGCUCGAUGAGCUGACCGCGUCACAAGAAGCUCUCCGAUGCGAGCUCGAGACUCUCAAAAGUGAGGUCGAGCACAAAGACGAGCUGCUCUGCUUUUCCGACCGUAUCUCUUGUCGCCUCUUUAACAUGAUGCACGCCAUCCGCGCUCAAGUCGAGGAGGCCGAAUCACUGUCACCGGCCAUCCGCAGCCUCUCGUCCUCCUCAACUGCUGCUACUUCUGACUGUGGCACACCCUCUACCAUCACGACUAUCUCGGACAGCGAAGCUCCCUCAGCUCCCUCUUCUGAAUCCUCCGACGAGAGCGACACGACCCUAGCCCCGAGCGAUGUCCCUACCCCCUUCGAGACCCUCAUCAAGAAGAUCGAGGCCAAGUAUGCGGACCAGAUGUCCUAG
Kalmanozyma brasiliensis GHG001 is the source of this 822-nucleotide messenger RNA. RefSeq lists its product as uncharacterized. NCBI's taxonomy places the organism in Eukaryota, Fungi, Basidiomycota, Ustilaginomycetes, Ustilaginales. The record is from RefSeq and is a predicted model, not a curated record. The coding region runs from base 1 to 822 and encodes 273 amino acids. The transcript is spliced from 4 exons.